Molecule: messenger RNA, 3293 nt
Organism: Oncorhynchus masou masou (cherry salmon)
Lineage: Eukaryota; Metazoa; Chordata; Actinopteri; Salmoniformes; Salmonidae
Product: polycomb complex protein BMI-1-like
Exons: 9
Coding region: 129-1130 (333 amino acids)
Biological process (GO): negative regulation of transcription by RNA polymerase II
Cellular component (GO): PRC1 complex
Molecular function (GO): metal ion binding; promoter-specific chromatin binding
Source: RefSeq, a predicted model, not a curated record
UAUGUGGGGGAAAAAAAAGCCAUUUUCUGGCGCUGCUGCAAGAUCUAACGUUAACCAGCUCAAAAUAAUUUACCUGUAUCCACGUCGGGAGGUACGGGUGUUUUUCAUGUCAAAUCAGAUCCUUCCAGAUGGAUAAAAUGCAACCCAGUCGGCUAAAAAUCACAGAGCUGAAUCCUAACCUGAUAUGCCCACUGUGUGUGGGCUACUUCAUCGAUGCCACAACCAUUGUGGAGUGCUUGCACUCAUUCUGCAAGACGUGUAUUGUUGCCUUCCUGGAAACCAACAAGUUCUGCCCCCGAUGUGAUGUGCAAGUACACAAGACGUGUCCACAGCUCAGCAUCAGGUCAGACAAAACUCUACAGGACAUUGUAUACAAGCUGGUGCCUGGAUUAUUCAAAGAUGAGAUGAAACGAAGGCGGGACUUCUACACAAACCAGGAAAACCAACACCUGGAGCCAGGAGAAGUGGUGGAGGAGCCGACUAUUAUUGCAGAAGAUGAAAUCAUCAGUCUCUCCAUUCAGUUCCAUGAGAAGAUCAAAAGUGACACACAACCUGUGGAUACAGAAGGAGACAAUACCAACAGCAAACGCUUCCUGCAAUGCCCGGCAGCCAUGACAGUCCUGCACUUAGCCAAGUUCCUGCGUAGCAAGAUGGAUAUUCCAAACACCUUACGGAUUGAAGUGCUGUAUGCUGAUGAGCCCUUAAAGGACUACUACACACUGAUGGAUAUCGCCUACAUGUAUUCUUGGCGACGUAAUGGCCCCCUCCCCCUGCAGUACUGUGUCAAGCCCACCCGGAAGCGUCGAAGGCUGUCCCAAGGUGCCGCCCAGGCCCACUCCGACGGUGUAAACACAAGCCCCACCUCUGAGAGCGACUCCCACAGCGACAAGGCCCUGAGCCCGGCUGGUCAGGUCCCCAGAGCCUCCACCCUGCCCAGCCCUGCCCUCCGAGGCCAACCCUCUACCCUUCAGAGCCCCAGCGGUACCACAGGACCCAACGGUACUCAACGGCUCCCUCUAGCCUCCAAGUCAGGGAGCAACGCCCGCAAGGUGAACGUCAACGGCAAAAGCAAUGGAGCAGCGACUGAGACUAGGGGAGGGGACAAAGGGGCGGUAUCACCCCCAACCUAAAUCUGAUACAUCCCAGAAACAUGGAGAGUGAAACAGAAUUGCCCCAAAAUGUCGGAGUAGCCCCUCAAUGGACCAAUGGACAGACAAAGAGAAAAUCUGCGAAGAGAGUACUGAGGGAGAGGGCGAUUGUGAACAGUAAACAGACUGUCAAGUGCAGCCAAAUAGACAUUUCAAUGUGUGUGUGUCUGUGCGUUAGAGUAAACAUGCAUACAAAAUGUACAAUAUGUAUCCAAUGUGAGCAUUCGUACAUACCUGGUCAUGUAUAUAGAGUAUCUUUUAUACAGGAUAUUGUAAUUGUUUUGUAACUGUAUGAUAUGCAGUCGGUUCACCGAUUCCUUUCCCCAAGUCUUCACAAUUAAUUUGGCUUUAAAAUAUCAAUUGACAAAAUGCUAAAUGGCAUUGCGAUUGUCUGUCUGUAUGGGUAUGUAAUAUAUAUAAUAUAUAUGCACACACAGUUGAAGUCGGAAGUUUACAUACACCUUAGCCAAAUAUAUUUAAACUCAGUUUUUCACAAUUCCUGACAUAUAAUCCCAGUAAACAUUUCCUGUCCUAGGUCAGUUAGGAUCACCACUUUAUUUUAAGAAUGUGAAUUGUCAGAAUAAUAGUCAAGAGAAUGAUUCAUUUCAGCUUUUAUUUCUUUCAUCACAUUCCCACUGGGUCUGAAGUUUACAUACACUCAAUUAGUAUUUGGUAGCAUUGCCUUUAAAUUGUUUAAAUUGGGUCAAACAUUUUAAGGUAGUCUUCCACAAGCUUCCGACAAUAAGUUGGGUGAAUUUUGGCCCAUUCCUCCAGACAGAGCUGGUGUAACUGAGUCAGGUUUGUAGGCUUCCUUGCUCGCACACUUUUUUUCCAGUUCUGCCCACAAUUUUUUUUAUAGGAUUGAGGUCAGGGCUUUGUGAUGGCCACUCCAAUACCUUGACUUUGUUGUCCUUAAGCCAUUUUGCCACAACUUUGGAAGUAUGCUUCGGGUCAUUGUCUAUUUGGAAGACUCAUUUGCGACCAAGCUUUAACUUCCUGACUGAUGUCUUGAGAUGUUGCUUCAAAAUAACCACACAAUUUUCCUGCCUCAUGAUACCAUCUAUUUUGUGAAGUGCACCAGUCCCUCCUGCAGCAAAGCACCCCCACAACAUGAUGCUGCAAACCCUGUGCCUCACGGUUGGGAUGGUGUUCUUCGGCUUGCAAGCCUCCCCCUUUUUCCUCCAAACCUAACGAUGGUCAUUAUGGCAAACCAGUUCUAUUUUUUCAUUCAUCAGAUCAGAGGAUAUUUCUCCAAAAAGUAAAGAGGCACUGAGUUUGAUGGUAGGCCUUGAAAUACAUCCACAGGUACACCUCCAAUUGACUCAAAUGAUGUCAAUUAGCCUAUCAGAAGCUUCUAAAGCCAUGGCAUCAUUUUCUGGAAUUGUCCAAGCUGAUUAAAGGCACAGUCAACUUAGUGUAUGUAAACUUCUGACCCACUGGAAUUGUGAUACAGUGAAUUAUAAGUGAAAUAAUCUGUCUAAACAAUUGUUGGAAAUAUUACUUGUGUCAUGCACAAAGUAGAUGUCCUAACCGACUUGCCAGAAUUAUAGUUUGUUAACAAGACAUUUGUGGAGUGGUUGAAAAACUAGUUUUAAUGACUCCAACCUAAGUGUAUGUAAACUUCUGACUUCAACUGUAUAUGUAUAUAUAUAUAAAACCUAGAAAUAUAAAGGCAAGAUCUGUCUUCUUGCCAUUAGUCAUACUGUAUAUAAUAACUCUGGUGUAUGUAGAUAGAUGCAGUACUUUCAACUGGUAAUGGCCCCAAUCACCAAGGACAAUAGAUUUGUACGAAACGUUUGAUGCACUUUCUUUGAAAUGCAGAUCACAGUAUGCGAGUACUAAACUUCCCUGUGCUUUGACAUUAGAAAAGCCAUUAUAUUUAUCAAGCCUCAAGCAGCACUACAAUCGUCUGAAAAACGUAGCUUACUGUACGUUUCUCAGCAUUACAUACCGGUACCCGUUCUACUCACAUCAGAGAAAUGAGUUCAAAGGGAAUUGUAUAUCUGACCAUGUACACCUUGUUGUAUUUUCAUACACUUUUGACAUUCCCUCAAUGUAUAUUUUGACCAUUCAAUGAUAUUAUUCUAAAAUAUCAGCCAUAUGUGCAUGUUUAGGUCAUUAAAAUGUUUACUUGCUUGGUUUUGA